Molecule: messenger RNA, 1235 nt
Organism: Armigeres subalbatus
Lineage: Eukaryota; Metazoa; Arthropoda; Insecta; Diptera; Culicidae
Exons: 3
Coding region: 380-1168 (262 amino acids)
Source: RefSeq, a predicted model, not a curated record
UUAUACAAAGCAACAUCGACGUACCCUGGUUUUGUGUACUCAUAUAUGCAAGCGUAAACUAUGAAAGGAUCCAAUACGCAACUAUUUAGGUUCGAUUUGGUUUUUAGUUAGGAUCAAAUAUAUUGGAAUCAAUAUUUUCUAUCAUUAAAAAAAAAUUCUAUACAGCUAUUUUUAAUGCAAGAUUUUGCCGUACUAUAUUCAGUUUCGGUAUAAAUAAGUGGUGAAUAAAAAUAAGUUUUUUGACUUACGAUCUUUUCCAGAUCGUUGCUUAAUUUUUGUUCCAUAGAUUCUGCCAUCUUUCUGUAACUGUCGGUAAAUUUCGCAAGCAGCAGAAAAGUUGCUUUUCAAAAGAAGUUGUACGUGUAGUCAGAACAAAAAAAUGGGCAGAACACGUAAAUCAAGCAAGCAAAAAAGUGAUGCAAAAAGGGCAAAUGCUUUGAAUAUGGGGUUUAUGGAAAAAUUGCAAGUGGAGAAGCCGAAAACAGACAGAAAACCGAAAAAGAAACGUGACAUUUCACCAGUACCGAUUGACAUAAACACCCCUGUUCUUAUUGAUACGAUUUCCGAGGAGGUAAUUUUCGACGACCCGACGAUUUCCCGUGCUCCUGUCGUCAGCGCUGAGUAUGUUGUGUCCUGUGACAACCAGAGAAUUGUAUCCGAGGCUCGUUCUACCGGGGAGGUUUCUCCAGUUGCCGGCCCGUCCCAUGUGUUUAAGGACCCCGGGGAGGUCAUCAAUACACCGCACCCGACUCGACGAAUCUCUGUCAUCAAGGUGGUACUUCCUAAUGACCGAGUUAUUGACACAGAUGGUCCUGAUGACAUCAGCGGCGUUGACAAUCAAAACAUGACAAGCGCACCGGAUUGUAACCAGUUUAGGACCAGCAUUGAAGCACUUGUAAUGCAGAAUGCGGCACUGAAGCAAGACAAUGAGCGCCUCCGUACGCUCAACAUGAAGCUACAAGAGGCUUUACUGGAUCGGGCCAAAGAAGUUUGCUUCAGCGAAGUAUCUGGAUUCCCCGAUGCCAAAUGGCUUCUGAGCGUGUCGCAAAACGCGGACGAUAGCGACUAUUUGUUCGUCAAAGAACUUAUCUUUCGUCUUUUCCCGCAAGGAAUCGGAAAUGCCACAGUAUCCGGGCAUUCUUCCAACAAUCCACUUGGACGUGGAUAAAAAAAAACAAAUGAAGCGUACGUUCGAGCAACGGUUGAGCGAUUGGAUCGAGAAAAGGUUAAACAUG